This is a messenger RNA of Suillus paluster, 779 nucleotides long. RefSeq lists its product as uncharacterized. The record is from RefSeq and is a predicted model, not a curated record. Lineage: Eukaryota; Fungi; Basidiomycota; Agaricomycetes; Boletales; Suillaceae. Gene Ontology annotation, biological process: double-strand break repair via break-induced replication; DNA replication. Gene Ontology annotation, cellular component: GINS complex; nucleus. The coding region runs from base 88 to 639 and encodes 183 amino acids. The transcript is spliced from 6 exons.
CGCGUCAAGAAAACAACGCCAACAACUGAUCAUCGUAUCUAACGUCGUGGCCUUCUUCAUCCACCACACCUAAGUAUUGUGUUUCUGAUGGCAUUACCACAAUCUUUAAGAACAUCCGUGACUCCACUAGAGCUUGAGCUCAUCGCCUCCGAGCAACUCGUCGAGAUUGUUCCCUUGAUCACAAUGGAAAAGACAGCUUUCAUUUCGGGCGCCUAUGGACCACUACGACCGCCAGCAAAAUGUCGCAUACCCCUUUGGAUGGCGACUAAUCUGAAGCUGAAGAAGAAAUGCCAUAUCAUACCACCGGAAUGGCUCAGUGUAGAUUUUUUGCAGGAACGACUAACAAGAGAAACGAGUCGACCUGAAUUUAGCAAGUUGCCUUUCCGAUUUGCAGAGAUAGCGAAAGUCAUUCUUGAUGUUGCCUCGGAUGAUGUGCAAAAUGCAGACAAAAUCAAGUCUUUACUAAAAGACCUUCGCGAAGCUCGACAAGCUAAAAGUCGUGACGGUUUGCAAAAGUUAGAUCACAGCGAGCUCAGUUUACCCAACUUGUGCUCUAUGGAAAUCAACGAGAUCCGACCUUUCUUCAUACACGCCAUGGGAGUACUGACACAGCUUGUCAGAGAGCCUUCUGCUGAGUAGCCUUUAGCUUCUUGCCCUCGGUCACAGAAACCCGCCGUCCAGCCUCUUGCACGCCGUAUAGCAUUAGUACAAGCACGGUGAAUGCAGAAGCCUGGAGUCCAUCAACUCUGCAAGUGUGUACUUCAAAAGGAUGUACUAGG